This is a messenger RNA of Phanerochaete carnosa HHB-10118-sp, 182 nucleotides long. RefSeq lists its product as uncharacterized. NCBI's taxonomy places the organism in Eukaryota, Fungi, Basidiomycota, Agaricomycetes, Polyporales, Phanerochaetaceae. The record is from RefSeq and is a predicted model, not a curated record. The annotation marks the transcript as partial. The transcript has a single exon.
CAAUGCAUCGUCGUCCACCCGGGCGCGCGUUUGCCACAUGGGGGCAUUCCGAUCGCAAGCAUAAUUCAAAAAGUCUAAUGCGCAAGCGGGGGCCAGCUUACUUGGAUAUCCCUGGAUAUAUGUCUAGUAUUACUCCACUUAUCAGCGACUCGAUAUGCCACUCCAAAAUCUGGUAAUAAGGA